CGCGGCCGCUCACAUCCGCUGCGGCUGCGACGGGCUCCAUUUAUCGAUCGGAGGGCAAAGCCGACGGGAAAAUAGCGAGCGGAAGCCUCCUGCCCUCGACCGACAACAGGAUCACCGGCUUGUUGCUCCCCCAACCCCCGCGCCAUGGCGGACAACAACAACCGAUAUCAGGCGUUGCAGAAUGAGGAAGAACCUUUGGAAGUGUCAGAAUCUGGGGCUGAGGCUGCUCCUCCACCAUAUAGCAGCAUUGCAGUAGAGAGUGCAGCCUUCUUUGAUUACAAAGAGGAUUCUGCAUUUCCAAAGCCCCCGUCCUACAGUGUAGCAACUACCCUCCCUUCGUAUGAUGAGGCUGAACGAACGAAAGUUGAAGCAACCUUGCCUCUGGUGUCUGGAAGGGAUGAUGAUUUUUCAGGACGGGAUGACUAUGAUGAUGCUGAUCAACUGAGGAUAGGGAAUGAUGGCAUAUUCAUGCUGACAUUCUUCAUGGCAUUUCUCUUCAACUGGAUUGGGUUUUUCUUAUCAUUUUGUUUGACGACUUCAGCUGCUGGCAGGUAUGGGGCCAUCUCUGGUUUUGGCCUCUCUCUGAUUAAGUGGAUCCUCAUUGUUCGGUUCUCCACUUACUUUCCUGGAUAUUUUGAUGGCCAAUACUGGCUCUGGUGGGUUUUCCUGGUGCUGGGAUUUCUGCUGUUCCUCCGUGGAUUCAUUAAUUAUGCAAAAGUUAGGAAAAUGCCAGAUACUUUUGCUACCCUGCCAAGGACUCGGGUCCUUUUCAUCUAUUAAAGAUGGUUUCCUGGAGAGUGAUUUCCUGCUUCCGUAGGUUGAACAACUCGUUCACUUGCAACUGACACCUGCAGGAAGUGGACACGACCGUGAAACAAAAGGAGGGACGUGGGGGUGGGUUGGGUGGGAGAAAGUUCACUGCAUUAAAAUGGAAAGUGAGGGCAGUGUUUCAUAUCUAUGUUUUUAGAUGUACAAUUUUAAUAGUGAAUGCUGAAAACUUGUAAUCAUUAAACUGUUUUAGUGGCUUCUGUUGAAGUGCUACUGCAAAACUGGUCUGUGAUGUACUAACAAUGCCUUAUUCAUUUGUAGUUAUUACCUAGCAUGCACUUUGCCCUUUUAGCCAAUAGAGGGCAAAAUUGCUUUACUAUUCCCUCCACGUUUUAUCGUCAAUGGGUUUAAAGAAAAGGCAACAUAGUAUAGAAAUGAUGCUGGUCAUGAUAUGUUUAAAAUAAUGUACUUCUUGAGGCUUACUAUCUCUGUAAAAUGGUGAGAUGAUAUGUUAUUGUUUGCAGAACAGCUCUUCUGCAUUUUAAAAACUGAGUAAUGCACAUUCUGUGCUUUCUGGACUGUACCUUUGGGUUUUAUUAUAUUCUAAAAUAUAUGACUGUAAAUAAAUCAGAAGAUUUAAUAAAUGUGACUUCUAUAGGCACUUUCAGAAUCGGUGCCUGUUCAGUGAAACAGACAAACCCUUUUACAUUGAUUUCUCUUCUUUCACAUGUCACCAUUCAUUUACUUCUCUCCUUAUUCUUAUUUGUUCAUUGGUUUCCAUUUGCCAGAUAUUCCCAACUGCAUUCUUGGCAAAUCCUUACAAGUUCCGCUGUUGUGUUGCAGCUGGAUGUGCAAGACUCUUGUUAAGUAGAGGGUACCUCGGUUUAUUGCUUUGUAUGAAUGUGCGUGCGUGCGCACACACAAACACACACACACACACACGAGCGCACACACACACUAGUGUUGAUUUUUAGCUAUGUUUACUGACAGUGAAACUUGUCAGCAUUUAAGUCUAUCAUCUUGAAAUUAUUGUGCCACAAAGAAAACCAUUCAGCUCAUCAGUGUUAUUAAGGUUUGAGCAAGAAGAAUGGAUACUUUGGACAAGAAGAAAGCCACAACUCAGCACCUCCAAUUGAGUGACACCAAGUCCAUUGUACUGAAGCAUCACUGUCCCCCUUUACUGCUCUAAUGUUCACGUUAAACGGAGUGAACAUCCACUGAGAAUGAAGACUGCCGCAAGUGGGUGGCUGAACUAAAUUUCACAGUGCUCUUGAAGCUGAAUUAUUUUCAUUUAUUCUGUUCGCUAUGUAUGUUAUACUUGAAUAAGCGCAGGUUUAAAAAUGCCAAUCAGAUGAGUUUGAUGUUGUAAUGUAUGGUGUGCAGUGCUGAUCUAAUAUCCCCUCUUGAAUCUUUCACCGAAUGGUCUGUGGCAUGUGGAUAUUGUUCUGUAUUUGUGUCUUUGCUGUCUCUGGGGAAGACUUGUUUACAGAACAAAAAUAAAAAUUCAAACAGGU
Leucoraja erinaceus (little skate) is the source of this 2282-nucleotide messenger RNA. RefSeq names its product NEDD4 family-interacting protein 1. Gene Ontology annotation, molecular function: WW domain binding. Gene Ontology annotation, cellular component: perinuclear region of cytoplasm; Golgi apparatus; endoplasmic reticulum. Gene Ontology annotation, biological process: ubiquitin-dependent protein catabolic process; positive regulation of protein ubiquitination; metal ion transport. Lineage: Eukaryota; Metazoa; Chordata; Chondrichthyes; Rajiformes; Rajidae. The record is from RefSeq and is a predicted model, not a curated record. Bases 145 to 780 code for a protein of 211 amino acids. The transcript has 8 exons.